Molecule: messenger RNA, 2383 nt
Organism: Hydra vulgaris (swiftwater hydra)
Lineage: Eukaryota; Metazoa; Cnidaria; Hydrozoa; Anthoathecata; Hydridae
Product: GATOR2 complex protein WDR24
Biological process (GO): positive regulation of macroautophagy; cellular response to amino acid starvation; positive regulation of TORC1 signaling
Cellular component (GO): GATOR2 complex; vacuolar membrane; cytosol
Molecular function (GO): protein binding
Source: RefSeq, a predicted model, not a curated record
UCAUUUUCGUUAUUAUAGGAUAAAUUGCAAAUGGGUUGAAAUAUGAGAAUGGCUCGUAACCAAGAUAAAUCAGGAAUACAACCUCUUAAUGCUAUUACCUUCCAACAAACAUUACCUUGUUCAGCAAAAGCAAUAUGCAAAAAUAAAGAGGGAACACAAUGUGCUGUUGGUGGUAGCAAUUUAUUGAAGAUUUUUAGUAUUGAAGAAAAACGAUUUGUCGAAAAGUUGAAUCUAGUGGCUGGCCCACGCAAGUUAAAUCAUAGCAUUUCAGAUCUACAAUGGCACCCAAUGGAAGAUAACAUCAUAGCAUCAGCUGCUGGAAAUGGUGUUGUCAUUCUAUGGGAUUUGAAUAAAGAACAAAAACAAGAUCAUAUAUUUCAGCAGCAUUAUCGCUUUGUCAAUAAAAUCUGCUUUCAUCCAACUGAUCCAACAUUACUUAUGAGCUGUUCACAGGAUGGAAACAUGAACUGUUUUGAUAUACGUCGGAAAGAUAUUUCUGUUUCUUUUUGUGGCAAAGCAGACAGUAUCAGGGAUGUCCAGUUUCAUAGAACAGAUAAGCAUAUAUUUUGUGCAGCUGGUGAAAGUGGAAAUGUUCAGCUUUGGGAUAUGCGCAAACAUGACCAUUACUAUGCUCAGUUUACUGGUCAUUCAGGGCCUGUUUUUGCAUUAGAUUGGCAUUUAGAAGAAAAACAUUGGCUUGCAACCGGUGGAAGAGACAGUUUAAUAAAAAUUUGGGAUACACAAGCGUGCAAUCAUCCAAUACAUACAAUCGAAACAAUUGCAUCAGUUGCAAGAAUCAAAUGGCGACCAAACUAUAAGUACCAUAUAUCAAGUUGUGCAUUGAUAUUGGAUAACAACAUAAAUAUAUGGGAUAUUCGAAGACCAUAUGUUCCAUUUGCAGCAUUCCAAGAGCACAAAGAUGUUGCAACUGGGUUUGUUUGGCAACGUGAUCCAGAUGUAAUGUUGUCAUGUUCGAAAGAUAAAACAAUAAUUCAUCAUACUAUUCGAGAUGCGGAGAGGCCUGCUUUAAAAGCUCCAUCAAUCGCUCUUGGAUUAUCUCCACGUGGUAUGAUAGGAUAUGCAUUUCCUAACCCAGAAGCUAAGUUAGAUCAUCCAAAACAAAGCAUAAAUGCUAAAAAGCAGUCAAAAUUUGGACUCGAAACUCAAGACUCUCAUCAAGAAUGCAGUAUUGUCAAUGUUUUUGAAAUGCAUUCUAUAUUUGAUGAAAUGUGGAUUUCUUCUCUUGCAAAAGAAUACAUUUUUUUUGGCAAAUCAGUAACUGCAAUGUGCGAGCAUAAUUCUAAGGCAGCUAAAAAAUUGGGUUUCUUUGAAAAAGCACAAGUUUGGGCAAUACUUGGUCAGCUGUACUACCCAAGUUCAAAAACAGAAGUCGAUCCUAGUCCACCGCUUCAGAUUACUACUUAUUCAAACCCAAUGAUUGGGAAAGAUCAUUCAAGAUUGCUAGAUACACCUGAACGCAUUGAUUUCAAAAGCAAUAAUCAAUCAACAUUAAGCUCUGAAAAUGAAAUGGAUCCAGGCCUUCAAACACCUAGUGGUGUUGUAUCUAAUGUUUUUCAAGAUAUGACAUUAGUAGGACCUGAAUUAGAUGCUGUUUUUGGGGAUGAAGACUGUAAUGAGCAACUUUUCUCUGCUGAUGUUGAUGAGGAUGUAGAAGAUCUUGAAGAUCUACCCAGGGAAGCAUUCCAACUUCGCCAGUCUUUUAAUGAUAGGCUUUUUACACAAAGUGAUACAGAGCAAAAAGAUGGACUCAAAGAGGCACUACCAAUUUCUUUGGAGUUACCUCCAUGGAAUUUUGAUAAUCUGGUAAAGGAAGUCCUAUUUUUCUACGCACAGCAGGGUGACAUACAGAUGAGUGUAACUGUGUUAUUAGUGUUGAACAGUUUUGCAAAAGGUAUGGUUGAAAAAAGUAUUCAAGAAGAUUGGUUUUAUGGUUAUAUAGAAAUCUUAUCUCGACUGCAUUUGUUUAAUAUUGCAACUGAGGUUAUAAAUCAUGCACCUGCUCCUGUUAAUACCUUAAACCAGAAUUCUACGGUUGUACAUAUGCAAUGUGGUAUAUGUUAUAAGGUUUUGAGCAGUACAUCACACGGAUGGUAUUGCCGGAAUUGUAAAAGAAGUGCACAAAUUUGUGCAAUAUGUCACAUUCCUGUGAAAGGCUUAUAUUUGUGGUGUCAAGGGUGCGGUCAUGGUGGACAUUUAAAUCACAUAAAAUCUUGGUUUAGUGAACAAAAGUUUUGCCCAAUCGGUUGUGGACACAAAUGUGAAUAUUCGUGAUUUAUUUUUCUGUUCUUUAUUAUGUAUAUGUAAUAUAUAUUUUUUUACUUUCUGUACUUUUGAAACAUAAAAUAUAUAUUUUUGAUUUGAA